CGAGGUGGCUGCAUGUGGUGGCGCGGACCCAGCGCCCGGGCUGCGAGAGGAGGAGGCGGCAGCCGGCUCUGCUCUCCGCUUGCUCCCGGCUCCCGCACCCCGGCUGUGGGCACCCCUCCUGCCAGUGGCGGGCAGCCGCACUCCGGCCGCUCCGAGCAGCCCCUCGGUGCUUCUGCCCCGCCGGUUCCGGCAGCAUGGACUCGGACUCCGCGGAGCUCAGCGAAGGCGAGCUGGUGUCGCCCGCAGGUCCUGAUUAUUUCAGUUCCAAGAAUCUCGCACUGCAAGCCCAGAAAAAGAUCCUGAGUAAAAUGGCAACCAAAACCAUGGCUAACAUGCUCAUCGAUGACACAAGCAGUGAAAUCUUUGAUGAGCUGUACAAAGUAACAAAGGAACAUACGAGAAACAAAAAGGAAGCCCAUAAAAUUAUGAAAGACCUGAUUAAAGUGGCAAUAAAAAUUGGGAUCCUGUAUCGAAAUAAUCAGUUCAACCAUGAAGAGCUGGAAAUCGUAGACAAGUUCAGAAAGAAGCUGAACCAAACUGCAAUGACAAUUGUCAGUUUCUAUGAGGUAGAGUACACUUUUGACAGAAAUGUUCUUGCAGAACUUCUGAAUGAAUGUAAAGACCUUGUGCAUGAACUGGUAGAUCGACACCUGACACCAAGAUCCCAUGGGCGCAUCAACCACGUCUUCAACCACUUUGCGGAUGUGGAGUUUCUAACUGCCCUGUACAGUCUUGAUGGGGAUUGUCGGCCAUACCUCAAAAAGAUCUGUGAUGGCAUCAACAAACUACUUGAUGAGAAGGUACUUUGAAACCAUGCUCCAAACCAAGAAGCCAACCAAAAACUUCUGUCCAGAACUGGCCACCCUUCAUGAGCCACGGUGAGCAAGCGAGCUUCCUUCCCUCCGGUCUCUUAGUACAGUCUCCAACAAGGGCCAGAAAGUGCUCACCAGGUUCAUGAUGAACUUCAAUCAGAAAGCUAUCAAUUUUAAUGUUUUGUUCCAAUAACUUGGUCUUUUCCAAGAAGCAGAGCGAACAAGGCUUCUGGUAUUGUUGAGAAAGAGAUUGCUACACACCACAAUCUUACUACCUUUGUGUACAAGGCUGAACAUGGGAAAAGAAAGUAAACUCAAGUGCAUGGCUAUGUAAAACUAGACAGGUGAAGGCUAAAGAGCGAUGCAUGGAAUUUACCCCCAGGCUCUUGGUGCAUAUGUUUUUAUUAUCUCCAUGAAAAAGCUUAGACAGAAAGUAGGGCUGUAAUGGAUUAAGCUCACUCCUUUCAAAAGGAUCAGGAAUCAAUAUGAGAAGCCAUCUCUGAUUUUGCAUGGUAUUUAAGAAGUCUGAUAGGAGAAUACCAAAUAAUACAAACUGAGUGGAAGUGGGAGAAAAUUUAAAUAACUGCUCAAUAAUGAAGUAGUGUUUCCAUUAGAGAGUUUUGUUUCAUACCUGCUAACAUGGGGAAGGUUUCAUUUUAAACUGGAAAAGCAGCUCAACAGUUCGAGCUCAGAGGUAAUCAGAAAACUAGACAAAGCAGUACAUCAGUUUCCCACUCUCAGGGCUUGUUUAACAUCAGGCAAGUUUAGCCCAAAGGAUGUGCUGCUCUUUGUGCUCUUACUGUUUUGCCUGACAGAACAACACAUUCUUUGCGAGGAGUUUGAAAUUGCACCUAUGAAGAUGAACAUGACGAAGACACCAGUGGGGUGACACCAAUGGAGUGAUACGAAUGGAGCAACAUCAAUGGAGCGACACCAAUGGAGCGACAUCUACAUUCCCUAUCCUCAGGGAAUGAAAACAUUCAGCCUAGAUAAAACAUGCAGUUUAACAUGUCCAAGACAUUAAUUUGUGCCUACACUAAACCAGGUGUGAUAAAGGAAGCCCCAUUCAUGCUUGCAGUGCCAUCCAAGGAUAGUACAUCUGCAGGAGCCUGAAGAGAACAGUCUUAGAAACUCCAUGGAGCUUCAUGAAUGAUUUCUUCAGAAUGUUGUCAGUGACUUGGGUUAUUUCCCCCUUUUUUAAUGAAAUAGACCAAUGUCUUCAAUCUGGAAACAUUUUGCAAAGAAAUACUGGUUUCUGCACAGUUUUGUUAGGAUUAAGGGAGAACUGGAAAAGAGCAGAUAGACAAGCUUGGCACUUGUAGGAUCCUGGAGCUGAGAAGGUGCUGACACUAAAGGAAGUGUGUUCAGAAAUCUAUCAUCUUUGCCCUCUACAUGUUAUCCUCCAGCCUCACUUCCAUCUACUGGUAUUUCAGGGUCAUGUACCAGCUACUUUUAUUUGACACAGACAGCAGACAGCCCCAUUAUCUGGAGAUAACACCUUCCAUAUCACAUAUAAUACAAAGAUGCGUUUGAAAUUUGACAAAGGCAAGAAAAUAUAUUUGAAAGCCAUUCCUCUCUACAGAAAACUUCCAGUGUUGAUAAUUUAUUACUCUAGGAUUUAAAAAAAAAUAUAAUCUUUCUCAUUUAAAUUUUUAAACACUAUGAUGGUAGAGAAAACUGUUCAAAAUUUUAUUCUUCUUCUGUCUUUCCUCACCAUAACUGUGUUUUAUCUCUUACAACAACAGUUCUUACUAUCACACUUUUAUGCAGAGAAUACACAUACCCAGAUCAUAUUCACUUGGAUUGUGCUACAUGGAUUUUUAUCUGUUCCCAGGAGAAAUCGCUUGGAGCACAGUAAAAAUGGCAGCACAAGAUAUUAGCAAAGCAGCUUAUAAUGGUGUAAAUUUUCCCUCAUCUUUCCUUUAACCAUAAAAAUUAAAAUUAGUGUCAAUGAGGGUGGACAACUCCUUUGCAACACAGAACAGUAACAAAACACCAACAUCUGGAGUUGCAAGAUCAGCCAUUUGCAGAGCCAUAGGUACAUGCAGCAUUAGCUACAUUUUUUCCAAGCAUGUACUUGUCAGUCGAUGCUUUUGAACAGUAUUUAUUGUAUCCAACACUCCUGUCUCAGUGCCAAUUUCAGAUUUUGUGUGCUUAUUUCACUUGUGGCAAACAAAUUUAAGAUCUUUUGUUUUUUAAAGCCAGAGAAAGGAUUAUUUCACAUUCAAGAUGUCCAAAGGAAAGGGAUCUCUGUGACUUUCUGUUUGUGUGUUGCAAGUAUCAAUAUUCAGAUUCUGGUAUUUUAGACACACCAGCUGAACAUCUGUGUUUUAUUUAUAAAUCUGAGUAGCCUUAAGGAAAGAGAUGUUUUCAAGUAUUUCUCAUACUUGCCUACCCUGUAUCUCCAUUGUUUACUUUUGUAGCUUGGUAUGUAAUAACAUUGCUAAAAUACAGGCAAUGUUCAGGUCACCCUAAGUAUAUGAUGUAUUAUCAUAUUUGUGGAUUAAAAAUGUGUGAUUACUGCCCU
Messenger RNA from Melopsittacus undulatus (budgerigar), 3339 nucleotides. It is a transcript of the gene TNFAIP8L3, whose product is annotated as TNF alpha induced protein 8 like 3. Gene Ontology annotation, biological process: regulation of apoptotic process. Bases 195 to 809 code for a protein of 204 amino acids. Lineage: Eukaryota; Metazoa; Chordata; Aves; Psittaciformes; Psittaculidae. The transcript has 2 exons. The record is from RefSeq and is a predicted model, not a curated record. Gene Ontology annotation, cellular component: cytoplasm.